CCCCCCCCCCCCCCCCCACCCUACCCCCCCCUUCCUUCCCUCUCACCCUUCUCUGAGAGCCGACGAUAAUUCUAUAUCUUCCUUUCUCUGUGUCUUUUCGAUCUCGAUCGGACGGUCCAGAAUGAACGUUGCUUCUCGUGCUUCUUUUCUGUGGUUUUAGAUCCCGAUACGUCCAGAUCUACCAUCUCCCUGCUCUGAUCUGUCUUCUCGGGAACAAGUCGCGGCGCAAAUGGAGAUAACUAAUGCUUCAGCAGGUGUCACGUUCGGUGCUGGCUCACUCGCUUGCGCCAGUCAUGGUUUAGCUGCUUUACUGGCUUCGGCUCUGGUCAACACCCAGCUCCUGGCUCAGGAACCCCUUGGGGCACGUCUGAUCAAACCUGGAAUGAAAGGGAAUAGUCCCACCCAGUGCUCAUCAUGCACACCACUUGAUGCCGAAGAAGAUGGUGAUGAUGAUGAGGAUGGGGAUGGGGACUUAAGUGAAGGUGAAGAUGAAGAGGAUUUAUCAUCCGAAGAUGGAGACAAGUACGCCAACAACCUCAACGGCAACAAUAAAAGUAAUUCAAAGAAGAGUCAAGAGGGUGGAGCUGGUGGGGCAGAAGAGAAUGGGGAGGAUGAAGAAGAGUUCGAUGGGGAGGACCAGGAUGAUGAUGGUGAUGACGACGACGAUAACGAUGAUGGUGACGACGAUGAUGAGGAUGAUGAUGGAGAAGACGACGACGAUGGUGGAGAAGACGAGGAUGAAGUAGCAGAUGAGGAGGAAGACGAGGAUGAAGACGAGGAUGAAGACGAGGAAGCACUCCAGCCUCCCAAAAAGAGGAAGAAGUAAAAUUAGGGCCUUUUUUAAUUUAUUUAAAUAUUAGCUUCUUGAGGACGUCUGUUAGGCUGUGUUCCAAAUUAGUAAUUAUGUUUCUGCUGCGUGAGAUUUAGAGUACUUCUGAACCUUUUUUUCUGCAGCUCUGAUAAAAAUGCCAAUUAGUUUCAAUGCGUU
Messenger RNA from Cucurbita maxima (winter squash), 988 nucleotides. RefSeq names its product phosphopantothenoylcysteine decarboxylase subunit VHS3-like. The transcript is spliced from 3 exons. The record is from RefSeq and is a predicted model, not a curated record. The coding region runs from base 230 to 826 and encodes 198 amino acids. NCBI's taxonomy places the organism in Eukaryota, Viridiplantae, Streptophyta, Magnoliopsida, Cucurbitales, Cucurbitaceae.